Messenger RNA from Puntigrus tetrazona (Sumatra barb), 788 nucleotides. RefSeq names its product troponin T, fast skeletal muscle isoforms-like. NCBI's taxonomy places the organism in Eukaryota, Metazoa, Chordata, Actinopteri, Cypriniformes, Cyprinidae. Gene Ontology annotation, biological process: regulation of muscle contraction; muscle contraction; sarcomere organization. Gene Ontology annotation, molecular function: tropomyosin binding; troponin C binding; troponin I binding. Gene Ontology annotation, cellular component: troponin complex. The record is from RefSeq and is a predicted model, not a curated record.
AACCCUUCCCACUACGGAAUCUCCACCAAUGGGAGAUUUUCAUAGAUCAAGUGUCGCUAUAACAGAAAGACUUUUUCAUGCCUGCAUGUUUGCUGAACUUUACAGCCAGUCGCUGCCAGCAGGAAGCUCACUUCUUUCGGCUUUUCUGAGUCUCAAAGUCCACUAUCACCAUGUCAGACACAGAGGAUGUCGAGCAUUUUGAGGAAGAGAAGCCAAAGUUCAAGCCAUCAGCACCCAAGAUCCCAGAUGGUGAUAAAGUGGACUUUGAUGACAUUCAGAAGAAGCGCCACAACAAGGAUAACCAAGAGCUGCAGGGCCUCAUCGAUGCUCACUUCGAGCAAAGGAAGAAGGAGGAGCAGGAACUGAUCGCCCUCAAGGAGAGAAUGGAGAAGCGCAGAGCUGAGAGGGCAGAGCAGCAGAGGGUCCGGGCUGAAAAGGAUAAGGAGCGCCAGGCCAGGCGUGAGGAGGAGAGACGGAGGAAGGAGGAGGAAGAUGCCAAGAAGAAGGCAGACGAAGACGCCAAGAAGAAGUCAGCUCUGUCUGGUAUGGGCUCCAACUACAGCAGCCAUCUGCAAAAGGCCGAUGCCAAGAAAGGCGGCAAGAAACAAACAGAGAGAGAGAAGAAGAAAAAGAUCCUGGCUGAUAGACGCCAAGCCGCUCGCGUCGACCAUCUCAACGAGGACAAACUGAGGGACAAAGCGCAGGAGCUGUUCGACUGGAUCAAGACCCUGGAGGCUGAGAAAUUUGAGCACAUGGAGAGGCUGAAGAGGCAGAAGUAUGAGGUGUGA